AUAAUAGACGUCUUUUUAUACCAAUGUUUUUUCUUUUGUUUUAAUAAAAUGUUGAACUUACGAACACGUAUUAAUCAGCUACCGUGAACUUUCAUCAAUAUUUUAUUUAUUCGUUACUUACUGUCUUAGAAAUAAUUAAAAUAAUGGCAAACUCGAACACAAAUUCGUUUCAUAUUUUAUCUGAAAAACUUAAUUCAAAAUAUAAUAAAAAUUCGGACUCUAAUUCGACCGUAAAAGAAUGUUUGCAAUAUCAAUUAUUAACACCAUUCCAAACACUCGUUUGGGAAUUGAAAAAUACUGUAAUGAAAAGUUAUUGGAAUAAAGAAGUUGGAAAAACUCAUUAUUUAGUACCGCAUUUACCAAUCGGUAUGGAUCCCCUAAAAACAACUUUCGGAAAAAAAUUUAAAUCUGAGGCAACAAUGGCGGAUUUAAUUAAUCCUCCCAAAAUUGACAGAAAACUAAUAAUGCGCACAGAUGUUAAUUUCUGUAGAUUUAAAGAAAUAAGUCAAGAAGAUGAAGGAACACAAAUUACUAGAAAUUAUAAUUGUCACUUUAACAAAUAUACAUAUUUCGGAAAAAAGAAUAAUGCUGAUGUAGAAGGAUCUCGAAUUAAAAAGAUUAUACAAGACAAAGAUUAUAAUGCUACUACGUUAGUCAAUUAUAUUCAAGCAGAUUUUUUAAAAGACACACAACUUCUUCUUGGACAAAUAAAGUAAUGUAAAUAAUAUAAUUAUUAUAGUAAAAUUAAUAAUCGAAUAUAAUAUAAAGUCAACAAAAGAAAUCAUUGAAAUUUCUGAAGAAAUCCGAUAAAAAAAUGUUUAUCUCCAUCAACUAUAUAUGGUAAACCCUCGGCAAAACAAAUAGAUUCAGUAGCUGAUGCACUACAAGAAUCACCUAUAGACAAAACGUUACUCUUCAAAUGGAAAUAUUUACAAUAUCUGCGUAGCUUACGUAAUAAUCUUAAAAAACGUAUUCCAUAUAUCGAUUACUUCGAUAUUUAUGAAAAUUUGGCUUCUUUGGACGAAGAACAUUUUUCCAGGGAUAUUUUUUAAUAUACAUAUUCACCUUCUCUUUUCUUUUUUUUCUCUAUACCUUCUCCAUUUAGAUUAAGAAAUUUCUUUUCUUUUCACCACAAUAGAAAUAAGAGAAAUUUUCAUGUCAACCUAUACUGUUAUUUUCAGAAACAUACUGGUAUCCUAACAGAAGAAGAUCUAUUUACAAUUUUAGGGAACUAUAAUAUCCAUCCCGAAAGACAACUAUUUGAACCAUAAUAGAAGAGAAAUUUUUAUGUCAACCUUUACUGUUAUUUUCAGGAACAUACUGGUAUCCUAACAGAAGAAGAUGUAUUUACAAUUUUAGGGAACUAUAAUAUCCAUCCCAAAAGACAACUAUUUGAAGCAUUGUUAGAUCUUUUAGGAUUACGACAAAAUGGAAAACUUCUUUAUAAUGAUGUAGUGGAUCUUCUAAAUUGGAAAUGUCCAUUUCCCACAUUACCGAUAACAAAAAAAAGUAAAGAAGAUAUGUCAUCUCUACAUGAAAAUGAAAAUAAAUCUUACAUAACUCCAACUAAAUAUCAUUUUUGUAAUGAAAAAUCAUAUGCAAAGAUUGAUAAUGCUUAUGCUUUAAUUUUUCCCAAUAUUUUUACAAAAUAUGGCUUGGAUCAUAUAGAUUUUUUCAAGCUUCGAAGUAAACAUGAAAUACGAAGUAUAUUUGAAAAUAUUGGAAUUACAUUUCCUGAUAACACUUUUGAUAUACUCUGGGAGAAAGCAAUUCAAAAAGACGGUGCUGAGGGUGUAUGUGUUGAUACAUUUAAUUCUUUGUUAGAUGUAUCUACAGAUGGAACUCAUAAAAAUGUCAAAUAUUAAAUAUAUUAAUAAUAACAAUAAAUAAAAUACUUGUAGAAAAUAAAGUUACAAAAAACUUGGGUAAACAAAAUUUAAUAA
This is a messenger RNA of Vespa velutina, 1943 nucleotides long. RefSeq names its product EF-hand domain-containing family member B-like. The coding region runs from base 144 to 716 and encodes 190 amino acids. The transcript is spliced from 7 exons. The record is from RefSeq and is a predicted model, not a curated record. Lineage: Eukaryota; Metazoa; Arthropoda; Insecta; Hymenoptera; Vespidae.